CGGGAAUGUGUAGCAGGCAGGAACCAAUGAUGUGAAGCGGGUUGUACGUAGCCCAGCCCAGACAGAGGCAAGAGGGAAAGCAGAGAGGCGCACACUCACAAACACACAGAGCGCAAUAGACAGGGAAAGGUCCUGGUAGCAGUGGGAGGGGGACAUUGGCAGGACUCAUUGCCGGAGCGUCUACGUUCCAGCGGUAACACGACGUCUUGAGAGCUGAGAUCUGGGCUCUGCGACCGAGCACGGAUUAGUAGGGCGGCGCUGUGAGUCUGGAAAGCACCGUCUCUCCCAGUCCGGGAACGUGGCCCAGAGGCGCCCUCGCCCCGUGGAUUUACCUCCCUGUGGUUUAUUCCCCGUGGAUAUAAUCGCCGACAAUAUGUUGAGCCGCGGGGGGGUUUACGCCGUGAAAAAGAGGAAGAAACCCGUGCAAAAGAGCCCCAAGCCGUCUCCCGUCGACAGCGUGAAGUCCAAUCCGUCCAAAAGGCACCGGGACCGUUUGAACUGCGAGUUGGACAAACUGACCAACCUGCUGCCCUUCAACGACGAUAUCCGCGCCCGGCUCGACAAACUCUCCGUGCUGCGCCUCAUCGUCGGCUACUUGAAAGCCAAGAGUUUCUUCAGCGCCAAAAUGAAGAAAAACAAGGCCGGCUGGAUGCCAGACAAGCUCGAUAACUUCCACGAGAACAGACAGCUGAGUGGUCAGAUGAACGUACCCUUAUUUUCUGAGGGAGAAUUAUUGUUGGAGGCUCUGAAUGGCUUUAUUCUGGUUGUCACCGCUGAAGGAUAUGUGUUUUACACAUCCUCCACCAUCCAGGAUUAUCUUGGCUUCCACCAGUCGGACGUGGUGCACCAGAGUGUGUAUGAGCUGAUCCACACGGAUGACCGGCCCUUGUUUCAGCGGCAGCUCCACUGGGCCCUCAAUCCACCCGCAUGCCAAGAUCCCAGCCCCCACAACGACACCAUUACAGAGGGCAGCAACCUUUGUCCCACCGUUAUCACUUAUGAUCCUCAUCAACUUCCUCCUGAGAAUUCCUCUUUCAUGGAGAGGAAUUUUAUAUGCAGAUUCCGAUGUCUUUUGGACAAUUCGUCAGGCUUCCUGGCGCUGAACUUCCAGGGACGGCUGAGGUUCCUCCACGGACAGAACAGGAAGGCUGAGGACGGCACUCCCAUCCCACCGCAGCUGGCUCUCUUUGCCCUGGCCACUCCCCUCCAGGCCCCCUCCAUCCUGGAGGUCCGGAUCAAGACUCUCAUCUUCCAGACCAAGCACAAAUUGGACUUCACUCCAAUGGCGUGUGACACCAAGGGGAAGUUUGUACUGGGCUACACGGAAACCGAACUGUGCAUGCGAGGCACCGGUUAUCAGUUCAUUCACGCGGCUGAUAUGAUGUACUGUGCUGACAAUCAUGUGAAGAUGAUUAAAACCGGGGAGAGCGGGAUGACAGUCUUCAGGCUGCUGACCAAGCAAAACAGUUGGGUUUGGGUCCAGGCCAAUGCCAGGUUGGUCUACAGAGGAGGCCGGCCCGACUCCAUCAUUUGCAAGCAGAGGGCCUUGACGAACGAAGAAGGUGAGGAGCACUUGCGUAAACGAUCCAUGGGGGUCUCCUUCAGUUUCGCCACAGGUGAGGCCGUCCUGUAUGAGAGCCACCUGUUGCAUUUGGAUCCAUACUUGGUGAAGGGGAACAGUGUCAAGAUUAAGAAGCCGAACUGUGUGGAGCAGAAAAAUGGGGUCGAUCCUGACUCUCUCCUGGGAGCCUUGAUGACUCAGAACAUAUCUGCAUACGCUUCUCACCAGGAACCGGAGUUUAAUGUGGACAGCGCCUUCACAGAUGACUUUGCCAUUCUGAAUGUACCUGGGGACUUCUGCCAGAUCACCAAUGGUGUCAGGAAAGAUUCCAAACAACAGGAGGCGCUCCAAGGCCCGGAUGACCCACUGGCAACAAUUAUGGAUAUUCUGUUGGAGAAAAAUAUCGAUGAAAAUAACCUCUGCGACACUCUCCAGAACCUGGAUGUGGACGUGGAGCAGGCAGAGUUGGAGCAGUGGGAAAAGGCUUUAAUGAAAAUGGACAGCAGCCCUCCCAAUCCAGAUGAUCUGAAUGAAAUCUUCACCACAGAUUUUAUAUUGUCAUGUGUUGAGGACAUGCUAUCAAACGACAACUCAAAAGCGAAUGAGUUUCCACACGUUGGGCUGGACUGCACAGCAGGAAACGUAAUUGAGCCAGCUCAACAAAAAACAUUUAGAUCCAUAGAACGUAAGCCAUUUGGAUUUAAUACCCAACACCCAGUAAUAUCCAGCUCUCAAGGCUCAAUGAUAGCUGGUGUCCAGAACCCAGUGUUGGCUGGUACACAGAACUCAGUAAUGGCUGGUACACAGAACUCAGUAAUGGCUGGAACGCAGAACCUAGUAAUGGCUGGUGAUCAGAACCCAAUGACGGUUGGUGCCCAGAACCCAAUAUUGGUUGGAACGCAGAACCUAGUAAUGGCUGGUGUUCAGAAACCAAUGACGGUUGGUGCCCAGAACCCAAUAUUGGUUGGAACGCAGAACCUAGUAAUGGCUGGUGUGCAGAACCCAAUAUUUGGUUCCCAGAACCCAAUAAUGGCUGGAACGCAGAACCUAGUAAUGGCUGGUGCCCAGAACCCAAUGACGGUUGGUGCCCAGAACUCAAUGAUGGCUGGUGCACAGAAUCCAGUGAUGGUUGGCAUCCAAAACCCAGUGAUGACUGGCAUCAAGAACCCACAGAUCACUGCCUGUCAAGCCCCAGUACUGCCAAAUCCUCAGAAGGCACUAGUUUCUCAGCCACUCUACACAACAUCAUUCCGGCCUCUAACUGCUCGAUGCUCCGACCAGCAAAAUAAUAUCCAAUCCAGAAAUCAGAAUGCGCUGGGAUCUUUCCCACAAACUUUUUCUGGAAUGAACUCGGGUAGUCCUUUGGCAUCUGAUACACUGAGCCCCAUUUCACAUGGCCCUCAAAAACCACGCAGGACUGCUGCAGUCAACAUGCAGCAAAAACACAUGGGGAGUGUGUCACCUGUACUGAUGCUACAAAGGGAUUUGCAACAGUCCUUGCAGCAGAGGCCUGAGUAUUUGGGAGUCAAUAGGCAGCAGGAGAGGUGCUCUGUAAAUUUAGCACAGCAACAAUUCUCGCAGGGGGCAAAGCUGCAGAAUGAGCAGCGGGUUUCCAAGCAGCCAUAUGCGCAAGAGCCCAUGCAUCACCUCCUGCCACAGUCUUUGUACAGUUUGGUGCAGGACACCACGGACAAGGUUUCCACUGCCACUUACCUGGAUCAGAGCAACACCAAUUGGCUUCACUACAGCUGCAAUCUGGCUGUCGACCAAAGGACCUCAGUGAACCAUCUCCCAGUGAGGACAAUUACUAGCGGCAGCAGCAGCUGCAUGUUUGCCUCAUGUGAAUACCAAAGUUGUGCACCAAUUACUAGGAAUGGACUGUCGUUCCCAGGCAUUGACAGCACUGUCCAGAAACCUCCAUACAGUAAGGUUAAGAUAUCUCCAAAUCACAGUCCUUUGCGGCCAACUUGUUACUAUGAGAACGAGCCGGCUAAUUCUCUGGUGGGGCCCUCAGUCAUGCCCAACGGGGAGCAGAACACUUAUCAAUCUUCCUGUCAGUUUGAGCCAAAUUUCAUUCAUCUGUCGGGGAAUUCUGUCUGUGAAAUUCCAACGGGUCCAGUCUCCUGGAAAUACAACAAUCAGUUCAAGCAGGGAGAAGCUCUGAAUUGAGGGAACAAAACAUUGGUGUCUCUACUCUUCUGUUUUCCCAAGAGGUCUGGGCCGUCCUCUGCUUGUAUGUGAUUGGACUGAGGAAGUCCAAUACAACCUUUUUGGACCCAUGGUGCAGAAAUGUUUGACAGUGUUUGCUAUAAACCGGACUUUCAAAUAAAGGAGAAAGUAACUGAAGUUGCAAAUCCAGUGUAAAACAAUGCUGUUUAUUGUAAGCAUUGGUUUAUCCACAUGUUUUAUGAUUGAUUUUUUUCUAUUGCUCUGUACAAAAUAUUAACUUUUAUAUUUUUAUAUCAAACGCGAUGUAAAUCCUUUGUAUCGAUGUUGCUCGUAUUGUCGCGAGCUAUGCUCUUCAUCUUUUUUGACAAGAUGAUAGUUUUAAAGCUCACUGAUGUGUUUGUGUGUGCUUUGUUCAUUGAGGACCUUUUAAUGAAGGAGAUGUCUAGAGGGUCUCUCCCCAAGAGCAGUCUUCCCCUUAGAAUACUUUAACUAAGUGCUAAGUAUUAAUCGAAAAGCAAAGACAUUUACCUUUGAGCUUAAAAAUCUAUGUACAGAAGUGCUGUAGCAGGCAGGUAUCACCCAGGUUGGUGACAGUGAGACAUCGGUUUGGAGUUCGCUCGGUAAAACACUCAAUCUUCUGAAGUUGAAGCUUUUUUUAAAAGAACAGAAACAUUUCAACUUUUUAAGCUAUUUAUGUAUUAAAUCAAUACCCCAAAGAUGAGAAUUGUGUAUAACGUAGUGUAUGAGAAAGAUUGUGUUUUGAUAUGACAUGUAUCACAAUAAAGAACCUAUCUGUUAUUCUGCUGUCUGGGGUACCAACCCAGACUCUUUUCAGCUGUGUGCGUGAUACUAUUUCCCAGUCAGUUUAUUUGCUGCCUUUUACUAAAAUGUUAUCCUGUUUUAUAAGUGUCUAACACAUUUAGCUGUUGACAAAUUGUAUUGUUUUGCUUAACAUUAAAAUUCCUUUCGGGGAGGUAAACCAUAA
Molecule: messenger RNA, 4715 nt
Organism: Amblyraja radiata (thorny skate)
Lineage: Eukaryota; Metazoa; Chordata; Chondrichthyes; Rajiformes; Rajidae
Product: aryl hydrocarbon receptor-like
Exons: 11
Coding region: 374-3730 (1118 amino acids)
Biological process (GO): regulation of transcription by RNA polymerase II; response to xenobiotic stimulus; xenobiotic metabolic process
Cellular component (GO): nucleus; aryl hydrocarbon receptor complex
Molecular function (GO): transcription cis-regulatory region binding; nuclear receptor activity; protein dimerization activity
Source: RefSeq, a predicted model, not a curated record